Molecule: messenger RNA, 2718 nt
Organism: Lycium barbarum (goji berry)
Lineage: Eukaryota; Viridiplantae; Streptophyta; Magnoliopsida; Solanales; Solanaceae
Product: homeobox-leucine zipper protein ANTHOCYANINLESS 2-like
Exons: 9
Coding region: 565-2469 (634 amino acids)
Molecular function (GO): DNA binding; lipid binding
Source: RefSeq, a predicted model, not a curated record
UUUCAUGGUAUUUAUGAACUCAUAAAAUUAAUUACUCUUUGUAUACCUUUUUAAGGAUCUCAAACAUCAACAUCUGGUGAGGGAAAGGGGGUAUGUAUGUCUGGAUUUUGCAGGUCUAGAAAGUCUGAGACUUGUUAUUCAUGUUCAAAAAUUAAAGUCCUUUUUCAACUCUAGCUAUGGGAAUUAUCAAAUGGAAAAGGUGAUGUCUUUUUUGAGUGUACAUAAUUUUUUAGGGUCUCAAUAUAGCAGCGGGGAAAAGGAGAAAAAGAUUGGUUAAAAGGAAAUCAAAGAUGGAAGGCCACAGUGACAUGGAUGAGAAAAGAGAAAGUUUGAUUAAUGUCGUAAUAGGGAGGCCCGGAGAGGAUGAAAAUGAGAGCAGGUCUGUUGGUGAUAACAUAGAUGAUGGUGCAUCUAGAGAUGAACGGGAUCCUCCACAUGCUGAAUCGUCAAAGAGGCGGAAAUACAUAGGCAUAAUGCCAACCAAGUUCAAGAGCUCGAAGCUUUUUCAAAGAGAAUCCACAUCCGGAGGAAAAAGCAAGAAUAGAACUUGGAACGAAAUUGUCCAUGGACAGCAAGCAAGUUAAGUUUUGGUUCCAAAAUAGAAGAACCCAAAUGAAGUCGCUAUCAGAACGCUGUGAAAAAGGAACGUUGAAACAAGAAAAUGUUAAGCUUCGCACAGAGCAGAAUGCAUUGAAAGAAGCCAUGAGAAACCCAAUUUGCGACCAUUGUGGUUAUCGAUGUACUAUUGUUGACAUAAAUAUUGAUGAAUAUCAAGCGAAAAUUGAGCAUGACCGACUUCAAGAUGAAGUCAAGAGGAUCAAGGUCCUGGCAGACAAACUUUUGGGAUCUUCUGCUUACUUAGAAGGAUCAACGACUUCCAUGAUGGAAAAUUCUGAUUUGGGAUUUGAUGCGGGAAGAAAUGCCAUUGGUGGUAUAAAUGUUGUGGACACGGCAUCUCCAAUGGGGCUUAAUUUUGGGAAUGAUCUGUCAAGUUGUCUGCCAGUAAUUUCUCCACGGCUCACCACAAGCUUGGUUAAUGAAGAUGUAAUAUAUGAUAAGUCAAUGUUAAUGGAUCUUGCUUUUGCUGCUAAGAAUGAGUUGCUUAAGCUGGCUGAGAAUGGUGAACCUCUUUGGCUCAAAAGUUUGGAUGGAGGUGGAGAAACAUUGAACCUAGAGGCAUAUGCUAGAUCAUGUACCCGAUUUACUUUAAUGAAACCUGGACAUUUCACAACAGAAGCCACAAGGGCAUUUGGUACAGUAUUUAGCAACAGUCAGACGUUGGUGGAGACAUUGAUGAACGAGAGCCAAUGGGUGGAAACUUUUUCAUGUAUUGUGGGAAAAACCUCUACAAUUGAUGUGAUUUCCGGUGACAUAGGUGGAAGCAGGAGUGGUACUCUUCAAUUGAUUCAAACUGAAUUUCAAAUUAUUUCUAAUCUCGUCCCUGUCCGUAAAAUAAAAUUUCUCCGCUUCUGCCAGCAAGUUGGCGAAGGUACUUGGAUUGUCAUGGAUGUGUCUGUUGACACAAUGCAAGAAGGUUCACAUCAAUGUGAAAUUGAGAAUUGCAGGAGGCUCCCUUCUAGUUGUAUUGUGCAAGAUAUGCUUAAUGGUUACUGCAAGGUUACUUGGAUCGAGCACAUGGAGUAUAAUGAAAACUUUAUCCACCAUUUGUACCACCCUUUGGUCAGGAUUGGCCUGGGGUUUGGCGCACAAAGGUGGAUGGCCAAUCUGCAGAGGAAAUCUGAGUUCUUGGCAGUGAUGAUGUCUUCUGUUAACACCACAAGUGAUCAUGCAGUUUGUUCAAGCGGUCAAAAGAGCAUAGGGAAGUUGGUUCAACGCAUGACUCGCAGCUUUUGCGCUGGGGUUUGUGCAACCAUUCACAAGUGGGAAACAAUCCAAAGAGCAAAUGGAGAAGAUGCAAAGUUGAUGAUGAGAAAGAACAUUGGUGAUCCUGGUGAGCCUAUUGGUGUGGUAUUGAGUGCUACAAAGACCAUCUGGUUGCCAAUGAAACAACAUCUCUUGUUUGAAUUCUUCAUGAAUGAACAAACAAGGAGCCAAUGGGAUGUCGUGCCCAGUAGUGGUCCCAUGCAACAAAUGGUCCACGUUUUUAAGGGUCAAAAUCUUGACAGUAGCAUCUCUCUUUUCCAUGUAAAUGGGGAUGACAUUAGUGCUAAUCAAAACAGUAGGUUGAUUUUGCAAGAUGCUUGCACGGACGCAACGGGAUCCCUUUUAGUAUAUGCAACAAUUAAUUCUUUAGCAGUGAAUAUGGUGAUGAAUGGUGGGGAUUCUUCUUGUGUGGCUCUCUUGCCAUCUGGAAUUGCAAUAGUUCCUGAUUGUUAUCAUGAUUUUUCUGGGGCUCAUAGCUGCAACGGAGUUUCUGGGAAGAAAGAUAAUGGCUUUAGCUGUAGUGGAUCUCUUGUGACUAUUGGGUUCCAAUUAUUGGUGAACAGCUCGCCUGCUGCAAAGUAUUAGAUGGAAUCAGCCAAGACAGUAAAAGACCUCAUCUCGCGUACAAUUCAUGAUAUCAAAUCUGCUUUCAAAUGCAAAUGAUUCUCCAAGACUAAUUGUUAUCCGUUGGUUCAUUACUGAUAGAUUAUGUAAAUAUUAGUUAGAAUAUUUUGUAGUCUACUAUUUUAGGUUAGAAUAUUUUGUAUAUUUUGUAAUUUCCUAUUUUAGGUCAGAAUAUUUUGUAUAUUAAUCAAUUCAAGGAAGGAAAGGAGA